Messenger RNA from Phanerochaete carnosa HHB-10118-sp, 1765 nucleotides. RefSeq lists its product as uncharacterized. Gene Ontology annotation, cellular component: spindle pole body. The record is from RefSeq and is a predicted model, not a curated record. NCBI's taxonomy places the organism in Eukaryota, Fungi, Basidiomycota, Agaricomycetes, Polyporales, Phanerochaetaceae. Gene Ontology annotation, molecular function: ATP binding; protein serine/threonine kinase activity. Bases 23 to 1642 code for a protein of 539 amino acids. Gene Ontology annotation, biological process: intracellular signal transduction; peptidyl-serine phosphorylation. The transcript is spliced from 6 exons.
CGACUUUACGAUCUGCGACGAUAUGGCUGGCCGCCGCCUCAAAGAGAACCUCUACCAGGGCCUCCCUGACGUGCACAUGAACACCGUCAAGAGCACCAUCAACAGCCCCGACAUCCGCAUGUCCACCGCUAAGAGCACUCUGCACGACGUGCACAUGAAUACCGCCCGUGCAGAUACCCUCCGUAACGACAACUUCACGCCCCGCCAGCGCAAGCUGCUGUCGAGCCCCGAAGUGCAACGCAAGGCCACUGUCGCACAGCUCUACUUCCUCGACUACUACUUCCAGCAUCUUGGUUACCUCGACGCGCGCAGGGAUCGUCGUGCCAAGUUCGACGAGGACACGGCCCAGCGGGGGCUCACACACUCUGAACACCAAAAGGAGUGGAAGUCGUACUGCGGCAGGGAACGCGUUGUUCUGCGCAGGCGUAGGGCAAAGCUUCGCGUGGAGCAGUUCCACAUCAUCACCCAAGUUGGCCAGGGAGGCUAUGGAGAAGUGUACCUCGCGCGCAAGCAGGAGACCGGUGAGGUGUGCGCCUUGAAACGUAUGAAGAAGAAGACGCUCCAGAAGAUGGACGAGAUUCGACACGUUCUUGUCGAACGCGAUAUCCUCACUGCCACCAGGACGCCAUGGCUUGUACGUUUGCUGUACGCCUUCCAAGACCCUCAAUAUGUCUAUCUAGCCAUGGAGUAUGUCCCUGGAGGCGACUUCCGCACCUUCCUGAACAGUGCAGGCGUGAUCGCGGAAGAGUAUUCGCGCUUCUACGCUUGUGAGAUGUUUAUGGCAGUCAGCGAACUGCACAGGCUUGGUUAUAUUCAUCGUGAUUUGAAACCAGAGAACUUCCUCAUCGAUGCUACAGGUCAUGUCAAGCUGACAGACUUCGGUCUCGCUACUGGUGCACUGAAUCCACAGCGAAUAGAAUCGUUGAAGAUAAAGCUCGACAAAGUGAAGGAUAACAAGGUAGUGCAACGCUCGACCAUGGAGCGGCGAUCAAUUUUCAAGUCUGUCCAACGCCAGAACCCUCAGUGGGCUGACUCAAUUGUGGGCUCGCCGGAUUACAUGGCGCCGGAAGUUUUACGAGGAAAGCCCUACACUUAUGCCGUCGACUUCUGGUCCCUUGGCUGCAUCUUAUUUGAGCUCCUUGCUGGGUUCCCUCCAUUUACCGGUCAAACCCCAGAAGAGACCUGGACGAACCUGCAGAAAUGGACUGAGGUGCUGCAGCGGCCACAGUAUGACGACGAGGAUGUGGAAUAUAACCUUUCGGAUGAGUCGUGGAACCUAAUCAAGAAGCUGAUCACUUAUGCCGACCUGCGGUACAAGACGAUUGAAGAUGUGCAAGGACACGCAUGGUUUGCCGGUAUUGAGUGGGAGCACCUCCGCGAUGUCGAGCCUCCGUACAUCCCGGAACUGUACACCGAGACCGAUACUCGCUAUUUCGACGAUUUCGGCAACGAGGAGGAUAUGGCCAAGUACAACGAGGUACGAGAGAAGCAGCGCCAUGUCGACGAGGUCGAGGAGCGCGAAGAGAUGAUGUCGCGGGGGAUCUGGGUUGGCUUUACCUUCGGCAAGAAUGGGCCGAACUCGCGGGCUCUUGGCGCGAUGAGUGUGCCGGACGAACAUGGGCAGAUGACGACCAUUUUCUGAUGUAAAUUCCAUGAUACCCCGCGAGAUGUUACUUGGGAAAAGUGAAGCUGGCCCCUGCCUCUGCUGUACGAUCUAGAGCCCCAUGUCUUUGUCUCACUGUCAACGGCUGUCUCUCAUGUUUCU